AUGACAUCUUCAUACAAAGACCUCGCCGCGCAGAAACGCAGGGACCAGCUAUCCCUAAUCCCAGACGAAUGGCGCCUCGAUCCCAUCACAUCGAUCGAAUCAACCCCCAACGCCCUACCAUACCUCCGACGCAUGUUGACACCCACCGAACUCUCUCUCACCGAGGAGACCGACAUCAACAUUCUGCUCCAGAAGCUGCACACAAGACAGCUCUCGUCCCUGGAACUAACGAAGGCAUUCGCCAAGCGCGCCGCCCUCGCUCACCAGCUGACCACCUGCUGCACGGAGAUCUUCUUCAACGAAGCCUUCGACACAGCGACCCAACUAGACCAGCACCUCGCAACCACCGGCCGCCUCGUCGGCCCCCUCCACGGCCUCCCCGUCUCCAUCAAGGACCUCUUCUCCGUGGAAGGCGUCGACACAUCCAUCGGCUGGGUCGGGCUCACAAACAAGCCCGCCCACGCCGACAAGACCGUCGCAACGACGCUCCGCCGCCUCGGCGCCGUGCUCUACGUGAAGACCAACCUCCCGCAGUCGAUGAUGAUGUCGGACUCGUACAACCACGUGUUCGGACAGUGCGUGAACCCGCUCAACCGCGGGCUCAUCUCAGGCGGCAGCUCAGGCGGCGAGUCCUCGCUCGUCAGCGCCCGAGGCAGCGUGCUGGGCAUCGGCACGGAUCUGGGCGGCUCGAUUCGCAUCCCGGCGGGCGUGUGCGGGAUGUAUGGCCUUUCGCCGAGCCCGGGGAGGCAUCCGUAUGAGAGGGGGAAUCCCGGACAAGAUAUCGUGCGCUCUGUCGCCGGCCCCAUGACGAAUAACCUGGCCAGCAUCGAGCGCUACAUGCAGGCCUUGCCGGCCGUCGAGCCCUGGAUGAUCGAUCCGCAUGUCGCGGCUGUGCCGUGGCGCUCGCAUCUCGCCUCCGUCGGGGCCAGGCGGCUGAAGAUCGGGUUCCUGGUCGACGACGGGGUGGUGAAGGUGCAGCCUCCGAUAGCGAGGGCCGUGCGAGAGGUCGUGGAUGCGUUGAAGGCCGCGGGUCAUGAGGUCUUCGAGUGGGACGCUUCUUCACACGGCCACGCCUACUCCCUCUGGCUGAAGGCCGUCUGCUCGGACGGCGGCGAGGGAUGUCGCAAGAAGACGGAGUUGAGCGGCGAGCCCCUGAUCCCGGGGAUGUUGGUCGGGAGCGAAGCGGAUCUGCUGACGACGUCGCAGACGCAUCAAGUAAUCUUCCCUCCCUUCCCUUGUCUAGAUCCAGUCCCUACCAUACAAUCCAACCCAACCCAUCUUCCCAACAACCAAACAGGUUCCACUAACACCCCCACCCAGCUCCACGCCGACAAAUACGCCUACGAAACAAGCUACCUCAGCCAAUGGGUCACCAGCGGGAUCGACGCGCUCAUCAUGCCCACCAGCACAUGGGUCGGCUACGCGCCGGGGACCUGGACCAGCGGCGCCCAAUACGUCGGGUACACGAGCAUCUGGAACCUGCUGGGGUAUGCGGCGCUGGCGGUGCCGGUGACGACUGCGUCGAGGGCCAAGGACCAGCCGGAUGAGGACUGGAGGGCGCAUGUGCCCAGGAACGAGAGUGAUCGGUUUACAAGGGAGCAGUAUGAUAUUGAGCUUGUCGAGGGGAUGCCGGUGGGCGUGCAGGUUGUUGGAGGUCGGUAUGGGGAUGAGAUGUGUGUUGCGGUGGCGAAGGUGAUUGAGAGGGUUAUGGGGGGUCAUUUCUCGGCGAAGUUGUGAGGGGAUGUCAGUUGCUCAUAUAUUCUUGGGUCUGAUAUUCAGGAACGCAGUUCUUAG
Molecule: messenger RNA, 1794 nt
Organism: Aspergillus steynii IBT 23096
Lineage: Eukaryota; Fungi; Ascomycota; Eurotiomycetes; Eurotiales; Aspergillaceae
Product: putative acetamidase
Exons: 5
Coding region: 1-1737 (578 amino acids)
Source: RefSeq, a predicted model, not a curated record